Drosophila serrata is the source of this 1093-nucleotide messenger RNA. It is a transcript of the gene Dic3, whose product is annotated as Dicarboxylate carrier 3. The record is from RefSeq and is a predicted model, not a curated record. Lineage: Eukaryota; Metazoa; Arthropoda; Insecta; Diptera; Drosophilidae.
UUAUUGUCAUGUUAAUUACAAUAUUAUUUUCGUUCGAAAUUGCACAAGUGUAAUAGAAAUGAGGAGACACUGUUGAGACUCUUUUUGCAAUCAUAACGAUUAAGAAAAACUUCGAUCUAAUUAGAUCUAAUGGGGCAUGUGGACACCAACUAUCUGCCCCGCUGGUGGACCGGAGGCGUCUGCUCGGCCAUUGCAGUGACCACCACCCAACCGCUGGACCUCAUCAAGGUACAGCUGCAGACGCAGGCCAGAGCGGACCGGAAACCUGUCACUGAGAUCAUCGGCAACAUCUAUAGGCAAAGUGGAAUUUUGGGCUUCUACAACGGCAUCUCGGCCUCCUGGUUCCGCCAGCUCACCUACACCACCACCCGCUUCGGCCUGUACGAGUGGGGCAAGCAGUUCGUCAACUCCGAGGGCGUAGGUGCCAAGGUGGGUCUGGCCAUAUUCGCCGGCCUCUGCGGUGGGAUCGUAGGGGUGCCCGGUGAUGUUAUCACCGUGCGGCUUCAAAAUGACAGCAAACUGCCGCCGGAAAAGCGACGAAACUACAAGCAUGUCUUUGAUGGCCUGUUCCGCAUUAUCAAGGAGGAGGGUGUGCGCAGUCUCUUUCGCGGCACCCUGCCCGCUGUUUCAAGAUCCGUGCUCCUGACCAUUGGAACCAAUGCCACGUACGACCAGGUGAAGCAAAAGAUUAGGUCAGUCACCGGAGCGGCUGAUGGCCUGCCGCUGCACUUCACCACAUCCACGAUAGCCGGCUGCAUUGCCGUCUCUUUAAUGCAGCCACUUGAUGUAAUUAAGACGACGUACAUGAACGCCAAGCCGGGCGAGUUCUCUGGGAUCGGCGGAGCCGCCUUGAGCAUCGCCCAGCAAGGACCAUUGGCCUUUUACCGUGGAUUUAUUCCGGCACUGAUUCGUGUCAGUCCCAAUACGAUCAUCACUUUCAUUCUUUAUGAGCAGGCGCGACUGCGCUUUGGCUAUCUGGAGCCCGAAGACAAGUUAUCAUAGGGGGAUCUGUGUGGAAUUCAUCCAUGAUCCUUAGUUUUUAUAAAUCCGUUUCAUACGCAUUUACUCGCUACUCAAAACCAUAUUGCGUUUA